Molecule: messenger RNA, 12707 nt
Organism: Antechinus flavipes (yellow-footed antechinus)
Lineage: Eukaryota; Metazoa; Chordata; Mammalia; Dasyuromorphia; Dasyuridae
Gene: KCNH7
Product: potassium voltage-gated channel subfamily H member 7
Exons: 16
Coding region: 1-3612 (1203 amino acids)
Biological process (GO): membrane repolarization during action potential; potassium ion transmembrane transport
Cellular component (GO): membrane
Molecular function (GO): inward rectifier potassium channel activity
Source: RefSeq, a predicted model, not a curated record
AUGCCUGUUCGCAGAGGUCAUGUGGCACCACAAAAUACAUUUUUGGGGACCAUCAUACGGAAAUUUGAAGGGCAAAAUAAAAAAUUUAUCAUUGCAAAUGCCAGAGUGCAGAACUGUGCUAUCAUUUACUGCAAUGAUGGGUUCUGUGAAAUGACUGGGUUCUCCAGGCCAGAUGUCAUGCAGAAACCAUGCACUUGUGAUUUUCUUCAUGGACCAGAGACCAAGAGACAUGACAUUGCCCAAAUUGCCCAGGCAUUGCUUGGGUCAGAGGAAAGAAAAGUGGAAGUUACCUAUUAUCAUAAAAAUGGAUCAACCUUCAUUUGUAAUACCCACAUAAUUCCAGUGAAAAAUCAAGAGGGAGUGGCUAUGAUGUUCAUCAUCAAUUUUGAAUAUGUGACUGAUGAAGAGAAUGCUGCCUCCCCAGAGAGGUUCAAUCCAAUAUUACCAAUAAAACCUGUAAAUCGCAAACUUUUUGGGUUCAAGUUGCCUGGUCUGAGGCUCCUGACAUACCGAAAGCAAUCCUUACCACAAGAAGAUCCAGACGUGGUAGUAAUUGACUCGUCUAAGCACAGUGAUGACUCAGUGGCCAUGAAGCACUUUAAAUCCCCUACAAAAGAAAGCUGCAGCCCCUCUGAAGCAGAUGACACAAAAGCACUGAUACAACCCAGCAAAUGUUCUCCUUUAGUUAAUAUAUCAGGACCACUUGAUCAUUCCUCUCCCAAACGGCAAUGGGACCGACUCUACCCUGACAUGCUGCAGUCAAGUUCCCAAUUGACACAUUCCAGAUCAAAAGAAAGUAUUUGUAGUAUACGAAGGGCAUCAUCAGUGCAUGAUAUAGAAGGAUUCAGUGUCCAUCCCAAGAAUGUUUUUAGGGACCGACAUGCAAGUGAAGACAAUGGUCGCCAUGUCAAAGGACCUUUUAAUCAUAUCAAGUCAAGUCUACUGGGAUCCACAUCUGAUUCAAAUCUCAACAAAUACAGCACCAUCAACAAGAUUCCUCAGCUCACUCUGAAUUUUUCAGAUGUCAAAACUGAAAAAAAGAACACAUCCCCUCCUUCUUCUGAGAAAACAAUUAUUGCACCCAAGGUUAAAGAUCGAACACACAAUGUAACAGAGAAAGUCACCCAGGUUCUAUCCUUAGGAGCUGAUGUCUUGCCAGAAUAUAAACUACAGACACCUCGGAUCAACAAGUUUACUAUAUUGCACUACAGUCCUUUCAAAGCUGUCUGGGACUGGCUUAUCCUAUUGCUGGUCAUAUACACUGCUAUAUUCACCCCUUACUCUGCAGCCUUUCUCCUGAAUGACAGAGAAGAGCAGAAGAGAAGAGAGUGUGGUUAUUCUUGCAGCCCCCUCAAUGUGGUAGACUUGAUUGUGGAUAUUAUGUUUAUCAUAGAUAUCCUAAUAAACUUUCGAACAACUUAUGUAAACCAGAAUGAAGAAGUGGUAAGUGAUCCAGCCAAAAUUGCAAUUCACUACUUUAAAGGCUGGUUCCUGAUUGAUAUGGUUGCAGCAAUACCUUUUGACUUGCUGAUUUUUGGAUCUGGCUCUGAUGAGACCACAACAUUAAUUGGCCUUUUGAAGACAGCUAGGCUUCUGCGAUUGGUGAGAGUGGCACGGAAAUUGGAUCGAUAUUCUGAAUAUGGUGCUGCUGUUCUCAUGCUUCUCAUGUGCAUAUUUGCGCUAAUUGCACAUUGGCUGGCUUGCAUUUGGUAUGCCAUUGGCAAUGUAGAAAGGCCUUACCUUAUUGACAAAAUUGGAUGGUUGGAUACCUUAGGACAACAAAUUGGAAAACGUUACAAUCAAAGUGAUGCAAGCUCUGGACCAUCCAUUAAAGACAAAUACGUUACAGCACUUUACUUUACCUUCAGCAGUUUGACAAGUGUAGGAUUCGGGAAUGUGUCUCCUAACACCAAUUCGGAGAAAAUCUUUUCCAUUUGUGUCAUGUUGAUUGGCUCACUAAUGUAUGCAAGUAUUUUUGGGAAUGUAUCUGCAAUUAUCCAAAGACUGUACUCAGGAACUGCCAGGUACCACAUGCAGAUGCUGCGAGUAAAAGAAUUCAUUCGCUUUCACCAAAUUCCUAACCCUCUGCGGCAGCGGCUUGAAGAAUAUUUCCAACAUGCUUGGACUUACACCAAUGGCAUUGACAUGAAUAUGGUUCUAAAGGGGUUUCCAGAGUGUCUACAAGCUGACAUAUGCCUGCAUCUCAAUCAGACUUUACUUCAGAACUGCAAAGCUUUUCGGGGGGCUAGUAAAGGUUGCCUCCGAGCUUUGGCUAUGAAGUUUAAAACAACACAUGCACCUCCAGGAGACACCCUAGUUCACUGCGGGGAUGUCCUCACUGCACUUUACUUCCUAUCCAGAGGUUCUAUUGAAAUCCUCAAAGAUGACAUUGUCGUGGCUAUUCUAGGAAAAAAUGACAUAUUUGGAGAAAUGGUUCAUCUUUAUGCAAAACCUGGAAAAUCGAAUGCAGAUGUAAGAGCUUUAACAUACUGUGACUUACAUAAAAUCCAGCGAGAAGACUUGUUAGAGGUUUUGGAUAUGUAUCCUGAAUUUUCUGAUCACUUUCUGACAAAUCUAGAAUUGACAUUUAAUCUAAGGCAUGAAAAUGCAAAGGCUGAUCUCAUAAUAAGAUCACAAUCUGCAAAUGAUUCUGAUGGAGAAAACUGUAAACUUCGGAGAAGGAAAUUGUCUUUUGAAAGUGAAAUAGAGAAAGAUUAUCGCAAAGGAAGUAGUACACAUGAUCCUGGAGACUCCAUAGAUACCACAAGACGUUAUCAGUGUUCCAAGAAACAUUUUGAAGAGAAGAAAAGUGGAUCAUCAUCAUUUAUCUCAUCCAUUGAUGAUGAACAAAAACCUCUCUUCUCCAGAAUAAUGGAUUAUGCUCCAGGAACAGAGAAAAGAACUAGUUUGAAUUUUGAAGAACAAAUGAUGACCACUUCAGAAAGAUUCCAUCUUGACAAAAGAAGUCAUUCUUACAAAGAUAUCACUGAUGCAAGAAAUUGGGAACAAGAAAAUUCUCGGGGACACCAAGAGGAGUCUAGUCCCUCAGCAUACCACCGAGUUACCUGGGGGAUCUGUGAAACUGAAAGUGAUCUCACAUAUGGAGAAGUGGAACAUCGGUUAGAUUUGCUCCAAGAACAACUUAACAGACUUGAAUCUCAAAUGACAGCUGAUAUUCAAGCUAUUCUGCAGUUACUGCAGAGGCAAACUCCAGUGGUCCCACCUGCUUAUAGUAUGGUAACAACAGGGGCAGAAUAUCAAAGACCAACUCUCAAAGUGAUGAAAACUCAUCAAUCUGUAGCAUCUAUUAAAACUGACAGAAGUUUCGGUCCUUCUUCACAAUGUCCUGAAUUCCUAGACCUUGAAAAAUCUAAACUUAAAUCCAAAGAAUCGCUCUCCAGUGGGGUGCAUCUGAACACAGCCUCAGAAGACAACUUGACUUCACUCUUAGAACAAGAACCUGAUCGCUCUUUAGAGCUCCAUCCACAGCACAGUAAAACUUACCUUCAUCCCAUUAGGCAUCAUCCUUCUUUACCAGAUUCUUCCCUAAGCAAUAUAGGAAUCUUGGGUCUUCAUAGGCAUGUUUCUGAUCCUGGUCUUCCUGGGAAAUAAUCAUCAUUAUUUUUUUUUACUCUUUACUUCAUAUAAAAUGUAAGUGCUUUUAAUGGCUGUUUUCCUUUUUUUUUUUUUUUUUUUUUUUUUGUAUUUAAAUCCUCUAUACUUGACUCAGGGGCUAACAAAUUACCAUUAUAUGCAAAAGUACUGUAUAUUUUCCUAAAUUAAAGCUUGUAAGGUAAAGUUGAGCAGUUAGAUGUAAAUAUAUUUAAAUAUGUUCCAAAUGUUAAAACUGCCAGCAUCUCAAGGCACCUUAUAUUUUUUUUUAUUUUUAUUUUUCAACACCUGCAUGUUAGGGAACUCCAACUCACGUUGCAUGGACAAUAUCAUUUACUGCUUUCACUAAAACAAUACCUUGUAAAAUGCCUUCCAAGUAAGUAAGAGACCAGAGGAUAAUCUAGUUCAUGGACAUAACUCAGAAUUUAUUAAAUUAGCUCAUCUGAAGUUCAGAGAACCAAAAGAAAUGCUCAUUUUGAAAAACUGUAAUCAUCUUUCUGUAUGAAAUACUUUAUACUCAAUGGCACUUAUUCCAAUAAGGGAUUAUAAAAUCACAAACAGGAGGAAAUAACUUCUUCCAAGUAAGUGUAGGUGUUUCAAAAGAUUGAACUUGAUUUAAAGAACUAUCACCAAUUGCAUUCAUAAAAUGCAUUCAGUAAUUUCUCACUGGCACAGUAAUUUGACUAUGUAAGGACACAUAUUUUUCUUUUCUUGACCCUCCUCAAAACUUAUAAAACUUGUCUGACAGACUGAUUCACACAGCUCUAUUAUUCAACCUGAAGACAUAUUGAACCACAUUAAUUUUCAUGCCACUGUUCCUUUCAGAUUUUGCCAUUUUAACUCUUACCCCUAAUCCUUUCCAAAAUAUUCCACUUGAAUUAGUCUCUCUGUAUUUUAUCUUUUUGCCAUAGAGGUUAAAGAAUAUGUACAUUAUUUGACUAAAACACCAUAAUAAAACCUCAGUUAAGUAGAAUGUUUACAGAAUGGAGUAUGCUGAUUUAUAUAAUAUAUUAGGAAGAAAAGGAUUCAAUUCAUAUCCACUUUCAAUCUAGGAUUUUUGGAGUAGGACAGCUAGAGAUCACCUAGUCAAAGUUCAUUUUGCAGAUUUAGUUUAACCAUUGAACACUUCCUAAAAUGUAUUAGUGCAUUUUCCUGCCUUAAGUUAAAUAUACCAAAAGUAAUUUCAUCUUUGAUACGCCAGAAUCUCACACAUCAGGGUCACUGUAGAGAACUUUUGAUUCCAUGAUACAAAAACAUAACCUGGAAGUUAUUUUUUAGUAUAUCACUAAGAUGACAGCCUAUGUUAUUCUCUUCCAAAAAUAGAGGGCAGAAAAAUAUUCCAACUUAGUGGAGAGUUCUAAGUUGAGUUCCAUUUAACUAAACUUUUCCAUUUAAAAAUGCAUUUUACAUCAAUUUUUUUAAAUGCUAGUAUAGAUGAACCCUAGUGGGUGAGUUCUGGAUGGGGAGAAAGUUUUUUUUCAAUUUACUUUCUUUAAUAAUUUUUAAGCCCAUUGUGUCAUUCAUCAAGAGAAAUUGAAAGUAUGUUAGGAUUCUGUGUAUUAUAAAAUUGAUCAUGUAAUACAUGAAUAUCGAUGUAUUGUUAAUUAUCUUUGUACAAACCCAACUACGUGUAAAUCUAAAAAGUGAUAUCUAAAGCUGCAAAUUCUUUAUACAUUGUACAUGGCUAGCAUCUUGUGACUAUCUCGGCUUAUUUCUUAAAUAUUUGACUGUUUCAAACACUGUUAGAGAGACUUUAUUCUGCUACUUACAUUUUACAAUAUGACCAGGUUAAAAAAUAAUCUAACUUAAUUGGGCAGCAGAAAAUGAAUCUGCAUUGUGAUUAUAUUUUGUUAUUCUGCUUAAUUUGUGAAAAGGAGAGAAGCACAAAUUAUUAGGAUUGGUUUACACAAUGCCAAAAUUUCUCUUAAAAAGCAACACCACCUCUUUGUUUUUGUGAAGACAAUCUUCAUAAUAGACUUUUAUUGUUACAUUUUCAGCAAAUGAAUUGGUCAAAAAAAAACAAAAAACAAAAAACAAUCCUUGAUUUAAGGAGCCUUAAACAAUAUUCACCCUCCCCCUCCCAAAACAAAAGUUGCUAUACAAGAAAGAUUGCCUUGCCAGGUAAUGCAACUUAAAUACAGUAGUUUGGCUCUGGAAUGCUCUAUCAUGUUUAUUGUAAAGACAAGCACAAAACCUGGUCUUCCAUGUAGACACUCAUUUUUUAUAUAAUUGAAGAAUGGCACAAUUUUAAAGAUUGUAAAAGAAUUUCACCAUAUUUAAUUUUUUUGCACAAAUUUUUUUUCUACUUUAAUUCCUUUGAACUAAAAUAGCAGCUUAUUGUGGUUGGAUUAUUUUUUUACCGUUAUAGCAUUUUUAGAAUUAGAAGGGGAAUUUAAAACCCCUUCUGACAUAAAAGACAGCAUGGAAUAUUGUAUCAUGAUUUGUCAAACAGAAAGUAAUGAGUAUUGAUAACAUCUCCCACCUAUUUACUUACCACAAUAAUCUAGGACUUAAUUGAGAAUGUGAAGCAAUUCAAGGAAUGUGGAAUGAGUAAAAUACUCAGGUCUGAUUUUCCUAAAAUCAUGUUUUUAAAUUUCUUCUGGCUUACAAGAAAAGUGCUGAUAAUAGAUCAUUCUGCCCUAGGUUACCAACUCAGCAAAAUCCAGCAUAGCUAGUAAUAGUCUAAAUGAUGUGUUCUUUGAGAAUCUUUGUCAACAUAUGGGUCUUAAGAAUCCUUUAGACUGACAUUAGAAAUGUUGCUUAGUGCCUGAUCCAGCUAAAUUUUUUUUUCUUUCUUCCAUCUAUCUAUAUCCACAAUUCAUUUAUAUCUGUUUUCCCCCUUUUAUCACCAGAUAGACAGAUGGCCUACACAUACUUACAUUUAACAUUUCAUCUUGCUAGUAGAUUGCCAUCUUACAUAACCUUAUUGAACCCCCUUUCAUGUUCUACACUUAAGCUGAGAAUCUAGGAUGAACAUUUGUUAAUAUUUUUAAAGGAUUUUAAAAUUAAUAAAUGCUUACCCAACAAGACAUUAAGGGCUGCUUUCAAAUUUUUAAGAUGCACUGAUGUAAACUCAUCAGAGCUACUAGCAAAAAAAAAAAAAAAAGUCAUUUUUUUACAUCUUUAGACUAAUAUUUGAUUCUCUUUGUGAAAGAAUCGUCAACUUGGGGGGCAAAGGGAAGAACUUCUGCUGGAAGCUAUCUUUAGCUGUACAACUAUAGGUGAUGGCGCUAGUUACUGAGGAAAAUGUAUUGAUCCAACUGAUAUUUUAAAUUUAAAAAUAAUAAUAAUUUAAUGGAGAUCUAAUCUAUAGAGCUAAUUGCAUUAAAAGCAAUUAUUUUAAUCACAUUUAUAAGUAUGCAUAGAAUACUAUGCUCUGUGCAAACUGAAAGUGAUGUAACAAUAUAAAUGCUGCUUAACUAUAAUAUGCUUAAGCAAUAACUGUAUACUUAACAAAGGAGAUUCUUAAAUUGCAUGACCAUAAUAAAAAGUGAAUGAUCAUUGAAUUUCAAAUACUUUUAAGAUAUCCCUUAGCAUUUUCUCAAUGACAAAAAUGUUAAAAUGCCAUCAAACCUCAUUUAUUUAAUUAAAAAAAAAACAUGCAUCAUAUGUACAGAAAUGCUUGUGUCCUACACUCUUGUUUUAGAGACUUCUUGUAAAAAAAGCAAAAGGAAAAUGGGGGUCACUAUACAUAAUUUUAUCAGUCAUAUGAUACAAUUCAUGUCAACAUACCGUUCUACUUGAAUGCAAAUCAGGAAAACUGGCAUGGGUACAAUUUAGUGGUUUCUAGUAAUACAACACCAUUGCUAUUCUGUUGUUUCAUAGUACCCUACACUUAUUAAGACCAUGAUUUUAAAUUACAUUACUAAUAAUCAAUAACUGGAUUCAUAAGUUUGAAGGCAAUUUCAACACUGAGAGAAAACAACCAAGGAAUAAAAAAAUUUCUUAUUGUCUAUCUUUGGUUCAAUAACUUCAAUGAUUUCAACAUCUAUUUUGUAGCUGAUUUUAAUGGCCCAUGAGAAAACUGUCUUCAAAAGCUAACCAAUACAAGAAUGCAUUAUUUGUAAAAACCAACUAACUAAAUGACAAAGCAAUGAUAAUGUGGAUUCUUGAGGUUUCUAAUAGUUUGAUCUCAAAUUAUAUCUACUAACAUAGAAUGUUACACCUGAAAUCAAACUUCAAAGUUGUCAAGUCUAAUUUAUAUUUAAAGACAAGGAAAAUAAGGCCCAGAUAAAUUGUCUUACCUAAGGCCAAUCAAUGAAGAGUAAAACUCAAUUUUAUCAAUUUUAAGGAGUACUUUCUCCAGGAAGCAAUCCAUGUUGACUUUUUGGUCCCCUAAACUAAAUGCUCAGGACUUUAAAAAAAAUUUUUUUUCAAGUAGUCAUUCUCAUCUCUCAUUCCCACUGACACAAAACACUAGUGUAAGCAAUAGCAAUCAAAGUGUUAUUUUACUUAAUACAAGCUUCUCCCAUCCAGGUAUCUCAGUAUCUUUUUCUUAUAGUUAUAUUGAACUUAAAUGAAGAGUAAUGCUAGUCCUUUUACAAAAUGUCACAUAUUUAAAUAUCUGAGUAAUGAAUGUGUACACUUAAAACAAAAGUGACUACUUUGUUUUUACCCAAUAAAAAUAUCAAUUAUGUAGUACAGAAAAAUGCACAUUUUCCACUUUUUAAAGAGGAAGCUCCCUAAAUACAAUUAAGUUCACUUAUUACCUGAUAAAGGAUUUUAGUUGGAAGCAGAAUUGCAAAGCAAAAAAUGCUAUCACACACUGAACAUUUGACAAAUUUAAAGAAUGAUACACUUUAAUAUACAGACCAUUUUUCAGGAAUACAUGCUUGUAUACAGCAAGGCAUAUUAACUUAAACAUUAGUAGCACAAUAGCUUCUUCAAAAUGUCAAACUUUUCAUUGAGUACAAUUAGUUACUAUAGUAGUAAAAUUUCUGAAAUAUUUUUGAUUUGCACAGUCAAGGGAAAACAACUUUAUUAUCUCUGGCUGAGAUCCAAACCCAGAAAAAAUGAUAAUUCUCUAAAUGAGUCCCAAGAUUGUAAGCAUGGGAAUUCCAUUCUUUUAUUUACCUUUUGUUAAAUAUUCGGUUAACCUGCAAUUUUAAAGCAUGUCGAUAUAUGUUUAAACCUGUUUCUUUACAGCUCUAUGUAAUGAUCUUAGCAACCAGGAAUAUGUAUGUAUACAUGUGAAAUGGUGUGGUUGUCAUUUCAGCUCACUCUUUCCUUCUACAUUCUUUUAAUUAAUUUUUUGUCGAUUUAUCAAAAUUGUUAUAAAAACAAAGUUUUUGUUUUACAGUUACAUUUGCUAGAUCUUCUUGAAGUGCACUGUAAAAAAUAUUUUUAUUUUCAGAAUUUCCAUAUUCCCUACUUUUAAUUACUAGCUUCUCUGUAAUCAUAAAACAAUUAUAACUUUGGAUUUAAGGAAAAUAUUUUUUCCUCUAAGAGAGUUCAAGAAAGUCCUUAAGAAAACCAUUUCAAGAAUCUCUAGGUGCAACCAUAUGAUUUUCUUUGAUUUUAAUGGAAGGCAUAAUAUCUGGUAUAUAUUUGUGACUAAAAUAUGAAAUAUUAGUAUUGUAAUAAGAAAAAAAGAUGUUAGGAUGUUUUGUAAUAUCUAGAUAAUAUAUUUCGAAAUACCAAACCAAUGAAAAGCAUAUUUUGAAAGAAAUACUUUUUUAAUCCCUCAAAUGAUUUCAACCACAUAAGACAACUAAGGAAAAAAAAAUUUCACUCAUUGUACCUUUGUUUAUUUAAGUAGCAAAUAUCCUGGAAUGUUUCAAACCUAAUGAAACAGCUUACCAAAAUAUAUGUUGUUCCUUUUAUCUUUACUUAUACUGUGUAGCAUGAAAUCACGAAGGUGACUUUGAAAUAAUUGUACAGAAAUAUUUAUUUUUUAGCAAAUGUUUUCUUCAAAAAUUAUGUGAUAUUGACAGCAUAAACCAUUUGCACAAUUAGUUUUGCAAUAACCUUCUAAAAAUAACUGUAUAUAGAAAAAUGUAAACUGCAUUGUAAAAAUUAUUGCAAAUUUUUGGUAGCUAAAAAAACAUAUUGGGAGUUUAAAAUGGUAAAAGUUAUAUUAAUAACAUAAUGUACAUAGAGAAUACAAGAAUAAGGGAAACAAUUUUGGGAUUAUUUGUAUGAGAAAACCGAACAAAUUCAAAACACAUAAAUGCGUAUCAUUUAGAGACUUCAAAAGUGCUUGUCUUAUAACUCUUUGAGGGACUACUAUAUUUCCAACAUUUUUUUAGGUACAGCACCAGAUAAGACGCAUGAUGGUGAUCAUUUUUUUUUUUAAAUCAUUAAUUAUAAGAACAGUGCUGCAUUUUACUGGGUUCUAUCAGAACAUCGAUUAGUAGAACUGUAUGGAUGCAUGGUAAAAACUACUACAUUUAAAAUUGAGAAAAUGUCUUUUUUUCAGGUUAUUGUAAGCUGAAAGGGACUCACUAAAAUACCAAUUUCCUUUAUAAAUGCAUUUGUCUUAUGCAAGAUUUCUAAUUGUUAAACAUACAACUUAAUUUUAAACUGAAAUUUUUACUUAAUACACUAUGUAUUUAUUUCUCAUUUCCUUAGUUUGGAAAAUGAAAAUUAUGUUUUUUUUUUCUUUUAUCUAAAUUCCUAUGCAUUUCUUAGUCCCUUCCCUAAUGGAAAAAAAGAGUUGUGUUUGCAAGAAUUAUUUUCUAAUAUAUAACAAAAUCUAAUAAUGAAAUAGUUGGCCCUUCUAUUGACAAUAUAGAACUUUCAAAUACCAAGUGAAAUUAAGGAAAGUUAGUAAUUUAUUUGGCUUGAUAUUUCUAACUUUCAUUAACAAGAAACCUAAAAAUGGCACAAGGAAAACUUUUUUUUUUUUUAAAUGAAAGUUGAGGGGGGAAAAGCAAAUAUACUAAAGUAGCAUGCAUUGAGCUAGUAUCACCAAUGUGCACUCUGACCAAUUAAUAGGUUCUGGAGUGCCUAAGAGAGCCAAAUUUUAAAACUUCUGUUUUUUGUUAUAGGGUUACAGUUAUGGAAUGAGUGCUAUGGGAAAAAUUUAGACCCAUGUUCAAACAAGAAUACCAGUUUAGAUAAAGGCAAUCAAAAAUUAACCCAUGAUAUCAAAGAAAAUAGAUUUCUAAUCUGUAUAGUUCUGGGGCAUGUUUACUUGCACUGUUCAGUUACUCCUUUGAAAUUACAGUAAUUAUAGCAAUGUAUAUUUUUAUAGUUAAGUAAUACUAAUUAAACUACAUUUGCUUGUAAAGGCAUAUGGCUAGCUGUCUUUGUAGUCACAUGUUACAGGGCAGACUUUAGCAAUCCUGGAAAAAUUGAAAGGUAGUCAUCAGAUCAUUCUGUCUGGCACAAAACUCAAAAAUACAACCACUAAAAAUAAUUUUAUUAUUCAAAAGUUUCCCAAGUUGCCAAGUUGCCCAAGUUGUUAAUUGUAUGUCUUAAGUGUAAUAUGGGAACCACAGAAAAUACUUCUGCAGGGGCAGCUAGGUGGUGCAAUGGAAAGAACAUCAGCCCUGAAGGAGGACCUGAGUUUAAAUGUGAUCUUAGACACUUAACAUUUCCUAGUUGUGUGACCCUGGGCAAGUCACUUAACUCCAAUUGCCUCAGGAAAAAAAGAAAAAGAAAAAGAAAAUGCUUCUGUAGCUAUCCCAAGUAAAUCAUGUAGUAAAUUUGCUACCACAUCCUAUACCUUAAUAAAAUAUAAAAUUGUUGCCAAACCCUACUAUAGAUGUUAAUGAGUUUUGUUCCCAAAAAUACUAUUAAAAAGCCUAGUUGUCUUGACCAGACUAUAUGAAUAGAAGUCAUAUUUAGUUAUGAAUUUAUAUUAUAACAAUGAAAGAAACUUCCCUUUGUCCUCAAGAAAAGUAACUGGGAAAAAGUUAGAAUAAAUGAUGGUUUAGAAAUAUAGAGCAAUAUAUAAGCACACAUAGAGCAAAUGGGAGAUUCUGAAGGAAAUUUUCAAAGCUAUUGAAAGUCACUAGAAUAUUACUGAAUGUAGUGCAGAACAGCUCAGUAGCCCAAUAUAUGGCAAUAUGAACUUUCAGCUUUAGAAACCAUGAAAAAUUAUUCAGCCAUAAUUAAACUAAAGCUCCAAAUGAAGUGUGAAAUGGCCCAAUAUACUUCCAAUAUUAUAAGAGGGACUAUUCUUCACUGGUCUGCUUCUAUAUAUAUUUUAAGAAACCUUUAUUUGAAGAACCUAAAAUAGAUUGGAUAACAUUCUCUCUAUAUUAAACUCUAGUCAAAAUUUUUAAAAAUCAGCACUUUUUAAUAUUUCUUUCAAGAAACUUGUGCUGAAUUUUCAAAUGACUGGAGAGAGAAAAAGAGUUCCCAUUAGUGUCAGUUUUAUUUCCUUUACAUAAUUUCCUGAAUUUUUUCCCAAAAUGCUAUCCUGUUAAUUUCCCCAAACACUGCUAUCCUAUUAUAGGAGAAAACAUAUUAUUAUAGAUGAUGACUUUUAAGAACUUUCUUUCAAAGACAAAAAAAUCUAGUUUCUUACAAGUAAUUUAUUAAAGUUUAAUUAAUCUGAGUGACAACGUGCAAGAUUACAUUUCAUUUGGUUUCUCUAUUUCACUUAAAGAAUAAUCACAAAAAUUAAUUUUAGUAUUUUUAAAUGAUGCACAAAGUAUAAAUCACAAUGAAUCCCAUCCAUUUAUUACAUGGAGAAAAUGCCUUCUACAAAUACAAAUACAUGUGGGCAAAUAUUCAUAGUUCAUAAAUUCACUUUUGAUUUUGUGCUACUUUGCUUGCUGAAUGCAUGCUUACAAAGUUUGAAAAAGCACAAUCCAAUUCCUUGGCAUUAAGUUUGAGAUGGACAAAAUUAAGACUGCUCAUUAAGAUGGUUCCAUACUUCCUUAUCACUGGAACUGAAAAUAUCUAUGUUGUCACCUUAACAUAGAAUGCAAUGCCUGACAUUUAUAAUCUGGCAGUUUUUUAGUACUAGAUGAAGUACUGCACUGUUUUUAUGUACUGUAGCAUCUCAUAAUAUGUAUGUUAACAGAUUUUGUAUAAUGCAAAACUUUACAGAAAGCUAUUUGGAUGUUUAUUUCUUAAAAAAAAAAUUCUUAAGAUGACUUGGACCAUUGUUUACUGUACAAAUAAAAGCACUUGUACAUUGA